Molecule: messenger RNA, 7022 nt
Organism: Ceratitis capitata (Mediterranean fruit fly)
Lineage: Eukaryota; Metazoa; Arthropoda; Insecta; Diptera; Tephritidae
Product: Down syndrome cell adhesion molecule-like protein Dscam2
Exons: 21
Coding region: 237-6500 (2087 amino acids)
Biological process (GO): cell-cell adhesion
Molecular function (GO): protein binding
Source: RefSeq, a predicted model, not a curated record
AAUCGGUCACUGAGUUGCGAAAAUAAAAUAUUAUAGAUAAAAGUUCAAACAGAAAUGAGCGCAGAAUAAUACUGUACCAAAAGUCAAGCAUAGCAUUUAAAUAAAUUAAUCAAAACAGUCAAAAUUAUCACAUACUGAGAUCAAAACUAUUGCAAACACACCAGAAAUAAGUGCAAAAAAAAAUAAUAACAAAUCCUAAGUCGACAACGCGCGCCAAGGCGACCAAAACAAAAGUCAUGCGGAUAACUUGUUAUAUACUUGUGCUUUUGCUGUUAUCACAUCUUGAUGCCGCUCUGGGCGAAGUCUUCGACACACAUCUGCGCGGUCCCGGCUUCGUCAUGGAACCGCCUGGUCGGGUGGAGUUCUCUAAUUCGUCUGGCGGUUGGCUCGAUUGUUCGGCGUCCGGCAGUCCACAGCCCACCAUUGACUGGGUGCAUGCCGACGGCACUGCAGUGUCGGAGAUUCAUGGCGUACGUCGUGUACUGCGCAACGGCACGUUGGUAUUGCUGCCAUUUCCGGCGGCGGCUUAUCAUCAGGACGUGCACAAUACGAUUUAUCGUUGCAUCGCCAGCAACAGUGUGGGGCGCAUCGUGUCGCGGGAUGUGCAAGUGCGUGCCGUUGUCGCACAAGCAUACAAAGUGGACGUCGAGGUGCUGUCUGCCGCCCGAGGAUGCACCGCCAUUCUGCGUUGUGUAGUGCCGACGUUCGUUAAGGAAUUGGUGCGAGUGGUCUCGUGGGUUCAUGAACCCGCUAUCUACAUUUAUCCAUCGCUGCAAGGAGAUGGCAAAUUUCAUUUACUGCCCACCGGUGAAUUACUUAUUCACAAUCUACAGGAGAGCGAUGAGUCGCAAUCGUUUCGCUGCCGUAGCAUGCACCGGCUAACGCGGCAAGUGGUUGUCAGCUCGCCAACCCGUCUCAGGAUUAAUUCUCACCGUGGAAUCAUUUCACCGAGUGUCGUCGAACACACAUCUCACGUACAAGUUUCACAAGAUGAGGGUGCUGUGCUCUUAUGCGUCGCUCAGGGAUGUCCAUCGCCAGAGUACAAUUGGUACACGCAUAACGGCCCCGGUCCACUACCAGUUCUCAGCGGACCACGCGUGCGCCUACUCGGCCCCAUACUUGCCAUCGAAGCGGUUACUAGCGAAGAUUCGGGUGUCUACAAGUGCACCGCUAGCAAUGUCGGCGGUGAGGCAAGCGCAGAACUACGCUUAUCCGUAGCCACACCCAUACAAGUGGAGAUCUCACCCAAUAUAUUGAGUGUACAUAUGGGCGGCAACGCGGAGUUUCGGUGCAUUGUCACUAGCAACGGCAGUCCGGUAGGCAUGCAGAAUAUUCUUUGGUACAAAGAUGGACGACAGUUGCCGUCGUCGGGGCGCAUUGAGGAUACGUUGAUGGUGACGCGUGUGAGUCGUGAGAAUCGUGGCAUGUAUCAGUGUGUGGUGCGGCGACCCGAAGGCGACACCUUUCAGGCGACAGCGGAAUUGCAAUUGGGAGAUGCACCGCCAGUGCUGCUUUAUAGCUUCAUCGAACAAACAUUGCAGCCGGGACCGGCUGUGAGCUUGAAAUGUUCAGCAGCCGGAAAUCCAACACCGCAAAUUUCAUGGACAUUGGACGGAUUUCCACUCCCAUCAAACGGAAGAUUUAUGAUCGGACAAUACAUCACUGUCCAUGGCGAUGUAAUUAGUCACGUCAACAUUAGCCAUGUCAUGGUGGAGGAUGGCGGCGAGUAUUCGUGCAUUGCGGAGAAUCGGGCGGGAAAGGUUCAACAUGCGGCACGUUUAAAUAUUUAUGGUCUACCCUACAUCCGUCUCAUACCGAAAGUCACUGCCGUGUCGGGUGAAACCCUAAACUUGAAGUGUCCCGUUGCCGGCUACCCCAUCGAAGAGAUACAUUGGGAACGUAACGGCCGCGAGCUGCCUGAUGACAUCCGGCAACGCGUUCAACCGGAUGGCUCGCUGACCAUCACACCGGUGCAGAAAAAUACCGAUUCGGGUGUCUACACAUGCUGGGCGCGUAACAAGCAGGGGCACAGCGCGCGUCGCAGUGGCGAAGUCACAGUCAUAGUUCCACCCAAAUUGAGUCCCUUUCAGACGUCCAUUCUACAGCUAAAUAUGGGUGAUCGCGCAUCACUCACUUGUUCGGUGGUGAAGGGCGAUCUGCCGCUGACCAUCUCCUGGCGCAAGGAUAACAGACCCAUCGAUCCCAUACAGCAUAUGUCCGUGAAGCAGGUGGACCAGUACAAUAGCAUUUUGGUUAUAGAAACCCUGGGUUCGGAUCACACUGGCAAUUAUUCGUGUGUCGUGCGAAAUUCAGCGGCGGAAGUGGAGAACUCGCAAGCUUUGCUCGUCAAUGUGCCGCCACGUUGGAUUGUUGAACCGACCGAUGCGAAUGUGGAACGCAACCGACACAUCAUGUUGCACUGUCAGGCGCAGGGUGUGCCUACGCCGAGCAUUGUUUGGAAGAAGGCUACAGGCAGUAAGUCCGGCGAAUAUGAAGAAGUGCGUGAGCGGCCUUUUACCAAACUACUAACUAACGGAUCACUGCUGCUGCAACACGUUAAGGAGGAUCGUGAAGGCUUUUAUCUAUGCCAAGCGAAUAACGGCAUCGGCACAGGCAUGGGAAAAGUGAUACAAUUAAAAGUGAACUCAUCGCCGUACUUCUCAUCCACUUCACGCUCGGUAAUGGUGAAAAAAGGUGAUACAGCACUUCUGCAAUGCUCCGUCAGCGGUGACAAACCCAUUAAUAUCGUUUGGAUGCGUUCGGGCAAGAACACACUGAAUCCAUCAACAAAUUACAAAAUUUCGGUGAAGCAAGAGGCCACGCCCGAUGGUGUUUCUGCUGAGCUGCAAAUACGCAUGGUGGACGCGAGCGAUAGUGGGCCGUAUUUCUGCCGCGCCAGCAAUCUCUAUGGCAAUGAUCAGCAAUUAGUGCAACUGCAGGUACAGGAGCCGCCACAACCGCCCACUGUUUUGGAGGCGGCGAUGAUUUCGAGUCGCUCGGUGAAUUUGAAAUGGCAGCCGAAGACAAUGAACACAGCCGAUAUCUCGAAAUAUAUUGUGGAAUUCAAGGAAAUGGACCCACUCUUCAUCGAACAAUGGCAACAUGUUGAGGUCAAGGAUCCACCCACCUAUACCGCACUAAUUGAAAAUCUGAAACCCGCAACCCGCUACUCUUUUCGCGUGAUCGCUGAAGGUACUGCCGGACGCAGUGCGCCGAGUCAGGAAUUGGUGGUACGCACUGAACCACAACGGCCAGCCGGACCGCCGCUAAAUCUCUCCGUGCGGCCGUUGUCGUCUACAGAGCUGCUCGUUAGUUGGUUGGCGCCGUUAGUAGAGCUGCGCCAUGGCGAUAUACAAGGCUACAAUGUUGGCUACAAACUGGCCAGUUCGGGCAACUCGGCUUACAACUUUACUUCAGUGUCGGGUGACGGUGAUGGUGGCACUGGAGAGCUGUUGCUGAGUAGCCUACAGAAAUUCGCACGUUACAAUGUAGUUGUGCAGGCUUUCAAUCAAGUUGGGCCCGGACCGCUUUCAGAGCCUGUAUCGGCACAGACCAUGGAGGAUGUGCCAAGUCGGCCGCCUGAGGAUAUCCGUUGUGCUGCAUUGACCUCGCAAUCGUUGCAAGUUUCCUGGCAACCGCCACCGAUAUAUCACACUAAUGGCUUACUGCAGGGUUAUAAACUCAUUUUCGAGCCCAUACUCGAUGACUUCUCACUCAACAAGGACGAGGUCGAGUCGCGUAAGACCACCGCGCUGACCACCGUGUUGACGGGACUACGUAAGUACAGCAACUACAGCAUUCAAGUGUUGGCACAUACACGCAUGGGCGAUGGUGCACUCUCCAAUCCUCUCUACUGUCACACCGAAGAGGAUGCGCCUGAAGCGCCGGCUGAUAUCAAAGUGGUCGUUAGCACACCGCAGUCUUUGUAUGUGUCGUGGCUGCCACCGACCGAACCGAAUGGGGUCAUCACAAAAUAUAAUCUUUAUAUGCGCGUCGUAAACGGACGAGAGGAGCUGAAUAACGAAAAACGUAGUCUACCGUCACAGCAAGUGCACUUCGAGGCGAAGAAUUUACACCCGCACAUCGAAUAUCAGUUUUGGGUUACCGCAUCGACGCGUGUCGGUGAGGGCAAGAGCUCACGUGUUGCAUCACAAAUCACAACAAAUCGUGUGCCAGCACGCAUUGUCUCCUUUGGCGGUCCGAUAGUGCGACCAUGGCGUUCAACUGUCACAUUGCCUUGCACGGCGGUUGGUAAGCCGAAACGUGAGUGGUACAAAGCGGAUACCCCGUUGCGACAGGGUGGUCUACAUAAUUCUCAACUACUCGAUUCGGGCGAUUUGAUUAUUUCGAGUUUACAAAUUUCGGAUAGUGGUAACUACAGUUGUCAGGUGGACAAUGGCAUCGGCACGGACCGUCUCACCCAUGUGCUGCUUGUACAGGUACCACCGUCGGCGCCGGUACUGUAUGUGACCAGCGCCACAUCGAGCAGCAUCCUUAUGCAUUGGAAAUGUGGUUUCACUGGCAAUGCACCCAUCACCGGCUACACACUCUUCUAUCGACGUGCCAAUAGUAAUAUGGAUGAGAUGCUUUUGUCACGUCAUGCGUCGAGUCAUGAACUGAAGGGCUUGGUCUGCGGUAGCACUUAUCAAAUUCAUUUGACGGCGCACAAUAAAGUUGGCACCUCACCGGCCAGCAUCACCUUGCAUGUGCGCACGCAAGGCCAGUCACCCGGAAUGCCUUCAACUACUAGUUUGAUUUCGCCGAACUCUACCUCUGUGCUUGUACGGCUGCACACAUGGCCAGACAAUGGCUGUCCGAUUCUUUACUUUGUCCUACAAUAUCGGCCGGUAACUGACGAGGCGGAACGUGACUGGAUAUUGGUAUCGAACGCUUUGAAACCGCAACGUCGUUUCACAAUUUCCGGUCUCCAGCCAUCGACGCUCUAUCAACUGCGCAUGGAGGCACAUAAUGUGGCCGGUGUGUCGCAAGCCGAAUUCACAUUUGUCACACUCACCAAGGACGGCGAGCAGCCACCACCGGAGAUUGUGCAGCGCGGCCAACGGGGCACGAAUGUGUUCUAUGGAAAUGUGAAUCUAUUGAUACCGAGCAUUGCCACAUUGUCGGGCAUGAUUUGCACAAUUGCGCUGGUGGUCAUGUGCUAUCGACAUAAACAAGGAAAUCGCAUACAAAAGGAAUCACUCGAGAAUCGACAGAACUCGGAGGCCGCGCAACGGGAGCGCUAUUAUGCCACCAUUCACAAAGUGUCGAUGCAGAAUAACGACAAAAUACCCGAAACAUCGGAGGAUAUAUCACCGUAUGCCACAUUCCAAUUAUCCGAGACGGCCAACAUGUCACAGCCACAUCAUGCCGGUCCGGCUAAUACGCUUUUGCAUUCAUUCAUGUAUCAUGAGCGUGCCUUGACGGAGGGCUGCUCGUCUCCACCACCCGCAGCGUCAUCGAAGAAUCGGCGACGCCACUCGCGCAAAACAGAACCGGAGAGCGAGGAAUCCGAAUCGGAUCAGGAUCAAUUGACUUCAAGUCGCACGGAAUCAUCAAAUCAACAUGAGGGCAAAAUUAAACAUAGUAUCAUCUACCAUGGAGCACAAUCAAGCACAUCCUCAGAUCUAUCACCAAUGUCCGAACAAAAAUCAUUGCCACGUCGCGGUCGUUCAAGGUACCAUCAUCAACAAUAUCAGUUUUCCACAAAUACCACACCGCGCCAUCAUAACAGUAGCAAAAACAACAACAUGAACACCACAUCCGCAAAUAAUUCGACUAAGAUACUAUCACCACGCGGUGCCGGUGUUGGCGGCGGUGGUGGUGGUGGUGUUAGUAUUAGUGGUAGUGGCAGUGGUGGUGGUGGUAGUGGUUGUGGUGGUGGUGGUAAUCUAAAAUCAAUUUCAAGUACAUUCAAAUCACAAGACUCCAUACAGUGUCAUAUACCCACGCUGGUCAAGUCACCGUCUGUUACACAGCAACAACAUCAGCAACAACUACAGAAACAUCAAUUACAACUACAACAACAACAACAACAACAGCUACAACAAAAGACCAAUUCAGUCACCACCAAUGCAACCACAAAUAGUAGUCUAAUAAAUAAUACUAACGUUAGUAGUUGUAGUAGUAGUAACAUCGCCACCUCCAAUAAGCUAAGCAAAAUAUCACACCAACAACCCCUUUUGAUCACCCCAAAAUUAGCACAUCAUCAUCCUCAACAGCAUCACAAUUUGAUCAGCGCCCCAUUACCCCCCAGUCAACUCAAUCAACCCGACACAACCACCGACCUGUUAGAUAACAGUUGUAACAAUCCCAUUGCAUCACUCGGACCAGUCACUUGCAUGCCAUCGUCACAAUUUCGCCCCAUUCCCCAUAAGACGGUGCCCGCCUCGGUGGGUGGCGGACAUGCCAAUGGUGGGGGUGAGGGUGUCGGCACUAUUUUAAAUCCAUCUACAGCACCCCUGUCGUCUAAGUUCUUUUCGGCCACAACUCUGCCCAAAUAGGAUACGGCCAAUGGGGGUAGUUUAGACCUCGACGGUAGUAGUUUAAUGAGUAGUCUCGGUUAUGACAGUGAGAUAUCAUGCACCUAUAUGGAUCCCAUAGAUCAAACAUGAGAUUAGUGGAUAGAGGGGUUAGAGGGGGGUGAACUUAAAGUAGAAUUGUAUUAGGUUCAGGGGACGUGCAGUCAUAGGGAGGGAGGACUUAAAUUGUAUAUGGUAUAGAUGUAGCUGGUACUAGUUGGUAUAGAUAGUAAUUAUAUGUGUACAAAUGAAAGGGAGAAAUACAAAUAGUGGAGAAAUUACUUAACUUCGCAUAAAUUUUAGCUCCUUUUGUAAAUAUUUACUGGAAAUCAUUUACUUCUCUACCUUUUUGUACACAAAACCUAAUUUUUCGAAUAAAGUCGGGGUUGGCAAUGAAACUGGAUUAAAAAUACAUUUCCCCAAAUUGAAAGUAAUAAUUUUAUUCAAUUAUUUUACUAAUAAUAGAUCAUUUAAUUAAGAGCCGGUAAAUUUUUUAAGUGCCAA